Spodoptera littoralis (African cotton leafworm) is the source of this 1179-nucleotide messenger RNA. Lineage: Eukaryota; Metazoa; Arthropoda; Insecta; Lepidoptera; Noctuidae. The record is from the annotation of a GenBank genome assembly.
AUGGCAAACAACUGGUGGAGAGAACCGGACAUGGGAGUACUGAGUGCACCGGUGACCUCUGGUGAGCCGCAGGGAUGCUCCGCCAUGCGUAUGUGGCGGAACGCCUGCAACACACUGGUAGCACCCGAUGCUGAUGAUGCUUGGAAGCAGGUGGUGGAAGCCUCCCCUCCGGAGUCACUCUGGCACACACUCCGGAACUGUGUAGCUUAUCAGGCGGGAGUAUGGCAGAACUUGCUCAACAAGGGAGUGGAUGACGUCAUACAGCCGGCCGCCUUCAAGCUGGCCAUAGUGCUGAGACAUACUCCUUCUGAACUCACCGUCAAACUUCUGUCUGACUUGCUGAGGCUGCAUCCACAGUCGCAAGACUUGACGUCGUACAUCCUGGCGCUGCUGACGGACGACGAGGCGCAGUGGAGUGGCGGACACUGUAGCUCUCCGUCGAACGUGUCCUCUCCUCCCAGCGAGGAGGAGGAGGAAGAACACUCCUCCAACUCCGAUGGCGCGGACUCUGACGGCGCCGACCAGGGACACGACACCGACGGCCCCGACCCCGGACACGACACAGACCUCGACGCCAACGAGGCCAAUGGACCCGCAGACUCCGCGUCCUCCGCCGCUCUAUCCAAACCCCAUAUGCCGCCGCCGGACUCCACCACGCAUUCCAGCGACAACCCUAACAUGCCGGAUUCGACUACGGCCGACGAUCCUAUAGAAGUCGAUCCGGAGUCUGGCGAGGGGGAAGACGACGGGGACGCGGAGGCGGAAGCCGAGGGAGAGGGAGAUGAGGACGCUGACGGUGAAGGUGAUGAAGACGGCGAGGGCGAGGAGGACGGGGAGUCGGCGGACGAGGUGGAAGGUAUAGCGCUGGGGCGCGGCGUGUCGCCGGCCGGCCCGGCGCCGCUGCGCGACCUGCAGCUGUUCGGCGACUGCGAGCUGGCCGUGCUGGCCGCCUCGCGCGAGGAGUACGACGCCCACGCCAAGCUCGUGCGCGCCGAGUACUCCAAGCUCACCAACGACAACUACGUGCAGCUGAGGAUCAAGGUGCUGAACCAAUUCAGUCAAAUCCCCAAGCUGUUCCACUCUCCUGAAUUCGAAUGCUUCGAGUCUGCCGCGCGAGAGAACAUCGAGCGAGAGAUCAACACGCUGCAGGAACACUUGGUGGCCGGGAGGAGAGACUAG